Messenger RNA from Corticium candelabrum, 3322 nucleotides. RefSeq lists its product as uncharacterized. The record is from RefSeq and is a predicted model, not a curated record. The coding region runs from base 70 to 3087 and encodes 1005 amino acids. Lineage: Eukaryota; Metazoa; Porifera; Homoscleromorpha; Homosclerophorida; Plakinidae. The transcript has 5 exons.
UCUACGAGCGUGGCGGUUUCCUGGGCGAGCAGCAGCUGGGUUUACACGUCUAGCUAAAGAUACUGCAAGAUGCCAGACUGCACUCCAAGAUUGAAAUCAUUGUUGCUAGUCUUAGCAUUCUUCACAGCUGUGUGUGUACAAGCGGGCGACAAGUACGACGCUUUCGAGCAAGACAAACGACUGAGAGAGCAAAUUAAGUUGGAAAGAGCUGUAAAGUUGGCAGCUGCUCCAGCGGGUGCAUUUGAAGCUGGAACAGGCCAUAUUUCUCCUGGUACAAUGAAGGUACAGAGAGACCAACCUCAAUGUGAUACAAGCAGUCCUCCGUGUAUUGGCAUUAAUGCAGAUCGACCAUGCUACAUGGACAGACCUCGCUUUCAUUUUGCUGGUCGCUUUCGAUGUGAUAUUUCAACAAUCAACAAUGUAUUCAACAACUUCAACUCAGCCACAUUUUCUCCAGUGAACGAAGUGGUCAUGGAUAACAAUAAUGCUCGGUUUAAUCCAUUGGGGACUGCUGCUUUUGAUUUCUAUAACACAUACAUCACAAGUGUCUGCUCUGCUACUGAAGCUGACUGCUCGACGGAAGACCUUCUUGUUGGAAGCUCUAUUGACACAGCCAUGUCAGCUGUGAGCGCAAAAAUGGUUGAUAUUGAUGUAGAAAUGCAGUCUGCUUCAAAAAUAUUUGGGCUCAACCUCGGCGUGGACGGAUAUCUCAGCAAUCCACCUGUAAUGAAGGCAACCUUCCAUCCAGCUGCGUUUACCAAUCUCUGGCCUCUUGUUGUCAACAGCCAGGGAGGCUUUAUUGCUAUGGCAGCAAGGUAUCAAUCAUAUCUAAACGUCGACUGGAACAAUGAUCUGUUGGCAGAACCUGAUGAUCCAAACAAGGACAAAUAUAAAAUUUUGAGGCAAUUGAAAGAGACUAGUCCCGAUGUAUUGUCAGUCUCAUUCACAACUUACAUUUAUAACACAAAUGACAGCAACACAAAUUGGACAUACGGAUAUGUUGUAGGUACAGUCGGCCCUGGCACUGUUGCAGAACCAGAAAACUAUAUCCGUGAGCGUUUCUUUAGAUUUGCUGAUGGAGAAUCAUCAACCGGAGACAUAAUUUUUUCAUCUCAGUUUAAAGUCACAUCAAGUAGUUUGACUGUUGACUUUAGUAAUGCUUUAAGCAGACGACUGGUCGACGGUGACUUUGUCCUCAAUACAGAGGAUCUGGGAUCUGAAUUAUGUAUCUACACCCAAACAACUGACGCAGAACUUGGUCGAAUAGAGCUAUCAGAACAAUGGUUUCAGACAACAGCAGGAAUACAACAAUUCCAAUUACCAUCUCAGUACACUAAUUCAGUCAAUCAGGAAUAUUUGAAAGUUGUGAAAUGCACUGACCAAACUGUGCUAAUGGUUGAAACAGAAAAUGUCGUGAGACCGACAGACACAUUUGUACAAUGGAUGAAUCCUGGUGAAAGUGUAGACAAGACGUUUUUUGUCACAAAUAAAGGAGUGCCACAGUGUAAUUAUGCUAUCACAUUUCAAGUACACUUAGUACAGGAUAAUAUACCUUGGAACAAACGAGAGCAAGCCCGAAAUGCAAUAAAAGUCAAUGACAAGGAAACAGACACUGUAUACACAAAUUGCACUGGUUUUGCAACAGUCACCUUAACAGCUACUGAUCCAGGCAUACCUCGCGAUUUUGUAGAUGGAUGCGUGCUGGUAGUAAGCUUUACCAGUGAUGACGGUCUCUUUUCAGACAGCAGCUUGCUCAUACGUUUGUUCAGCGACUUCCCAUACGACAGCACUGCAAAGGGCAAGCCGUCUUGGUAUGGAGAAAAUGGCGUUUACAGCAUCUUUCAGCAGUAUGACAAUCUUUACCCAAUCAUGCGGAAAAUUGUAAGGCUAGGGGACUACAACAGUGUGACUGAUCCACGUAACAUUCAAUACAUCAAGAUGGCAAUGGAAUUACCAUUUGAUCACCCGAGUUUUAUGCCUGUUACGAGGGAUCUGUCUCAAAAGAAGAAGCAGAUGAUACUUGACUGGCUCAAUCAAGACUAUCCACCCAAGAAGGGCAAAAGAGGAAAGAUGGAAAUCGAGGACUUGCGAAAAAAUCUGCAGCUAGCCAUACAAGUUGAACAUUCGACUAUACCUGUCUAUAUGUAUGCCAUGUAUUCAAUUAAAGAAGGAUACAAUGAAGAGAUUGCAGAAAUAAUAAAGAGUGUUGCAAUAGACGAGAUGCUUCACAUGGCUUUAGCUGCAAAUCUUCUUAUUUCUGUUGGUGGGAGUCCCGACUUUGUCAGUCCCGAUUUCAUUCCUGUAUAUCCAAGCAGGAUGCCAGGAGGGCUGCAUCCAGCACUUGAACUCCGUUUGUCACCCCUCAGCAUCAGCCUGGUGAGAGAUGUAUUCAUGCACAUCGAAACUCCUAAGUAUCUGACUGAGGAGGAUGAACAUCCCCAUAAUGACACCAUCGGAGGGUUUUACAAAAGGCUGAGGAAGAACCUGAAGAGGUUAGAGAAAGAAGCAAAUGAACAGGGUGAAUCAAUUUUUGGACAUGCUGACCAGCAAGUACAGUAUAACCUGCCAGGCCACUUGGAGAUAUCUAAAGUUACAAAUCUAGAUGAGGCUUUAAGUGCUAUUGAUUUGAUUGCAGAACAAGGCGAGGGAAGUUCACAAAUUGACCCUCGAGAUGAGUAUGAACAACUAGCUCACUAUUUUAAAUUUAAAGAAAUAGUAGAAGGUCAUCACAUCUUCCGGAAGCCAAACGGCAAUCUAGAAUUUAUUGGUGCCCCAGUUACAUUAGAUAUGAAUGGUGUAUGGCCACUUCCCCAUAAUCCACGCACUUUUGAUUAUCCUAAAAAUUCAAGAGCACGAAUGCUGGCUGAAGGAUUCGGACGUCAUUACUUGGAUAUGCUCAAUCAACUACACAUCGUGUUUAAUGGUCAGCCAGAUGACAUAAUAUCUGCUUUCAGUGCCAUGUUCCUUCUUAACAUUCGCGCCAAAGAAAUGGUAGCUGUGCCAAUUAAAACAGGAGAACCCUCAUUGCAUGCUGGGCCAACAUUUGACAACCCUCUCCAUCUCUUCUAUGAAAGCAAAUAUCUCUGAAUUGGCCAGUCAGCAAAGAAAGACUGAUGUUGUCUCUAGGGUAUCUGCUGGCUGUUGCAUGUGUUGGUAGAUUGACUAGCAUCAUCUGUGUAUGUGUCAGCCAUUUGUGUCAGAAACUGAAUAGUUGAAUCAGAAUUCUUGGUAGGACAAUGUAGCUGUAACUAGUCCGAGUACAUAGUAGCCAGUUGAAUGUUCUGAUUUAUAAGCAGUUAACAUAACAAUCUUGAAUGUUCAA